AUGAAGACCUCUGCACUACUUGGCUCGGUUGCCUUGGCCUUCCUGCCUUCCACAUCUGCUGCUCCAUCCCAAAUAAAUAAUCGCCGAGCUCGAACGGAUGUCAGCGUUGAGCGGCGGGCCUUGUCAAAUGCCGCAAACCCUUAUGCUCCGGUCCAUGUUUCCUGCCCGGCAAACCGGCCUAGCAUUCGUGGCGCUGCAACACUCUCUCCCGAGGAAGUUUCCUGGCUAGAUACCCGACGUGAAAAGUCUCUAUCAGGGUUGAAAGAAUUCUUCGGUCAUGUUGAGAUUGGUUGCUUUGACGCCUUGGAUUACCUCGACACGAGCGACUCAUCCAGCUUACCCAAUGUUGCAAUUGCUAUAUCCGGUGGUGGUAUGCGCGCAAUGUUGAAUGGUGCUGGUGCCCUGAAAGCAUUCGACAGUCGGACUGAGGGUACGGCUGCUCAGGGCCAGUUGGGUGGUCUACUUCAAUCUGCAACCUAUGUUUCUGCUCUCAGUGGAGGCUCCUGGUUGCUGUCUUCUGUGUUCAUGAACAACUUCACGACCAUUUCCGCCCUUCAGGAUACUUUCUGGGACUUUAGUUCAGCAUCCAUCCUCGAAGGACCUGCAACCAUGGAGCCUACCGACUUUUGGGGUAAUAUCACGGCUCAGGUGAAGGCCAAAAGGGCUGCCGGCUUUACCACCACUGACGCAGAUAUCUGGGGUCGUGCUGAAGGCUACUACUUCCUCAACGCUAGCCAUGGCGGCGUUGACAUCCAUUGGUCCUCGAUUGCGAAGACACGGGCGUUCCAGCACGGAGACAUGCCACUGCCACUGGUGGUGGUUGACGGCCAGUCCUUCGCCGAUGCCAACGACGAGCCCGGGGAAGACAAACCCAUCUACGAAAUCUCGCCUUGGGAAUUUGGAACUUACGACAACAAUAUGUAUGGAUUCGCACCACUUGAGUACUUGGGCACCCGUUUCGUGAACGGCCAGGUGCCCGAAAAUGAGACUUGUGUGCGCGGCUUCGACAGCGCUGGGUUUAUCACCGGAACGUCCAGCGACAUUUGGAAUGAAAAUGGCACAGACAUUGCUGCCACUCUACGUGCUGCGAUAGCGGAAGUUUCAACCAACACUACCGAGGGCGCUUUGGAGGAAGUUAUGGGCGCUGUCAGCUCCAACAACACCGCCACCAGUGGCCCAGCUGCCUACGAGCCCAAUCCUUUCUAUGGAUACAACGCGAACACCUCACCUUUUGCAAACACUACAAGGCUGACAGUGGUCGACGGCGGCGAGGAUGAAGAGAAUAUUCCUCUUAACCCACUCAUCCAAAGAAAGCGCGACGUUGAUGUUAUCUUCGCCAUCGACUCCAACAACAAUGAUGCCGGCUACAAAUGGCCCACUGGAGAGUCGCUUAUCGCUACUUAUGAGCGAACUCUUGCCGGUUACGCCAACGAUACCUCCUUCCCUUCCAUUCCGGAUGGAAACACCUUUGUCAACUUGGGUCUUAUUAGCCAUCCCACUUUCUUCGGCUGCAAUAGUUCGAACACGACUACACCUGCUCCGUUGAUUGUCUACUUGCCUAAUCACCCCGUCACUUAUAUGUCCAACACAACGACUACAGAUACGACGUUCAAUACCACGGCCCGGGACGCUAUGAUCACCAAUGGUUUUAAUGUAGCGACUCAGGCUAAUGGCACUCUGGAUAACGAGUGGACUACCUGUGUGGGUUGUGCUGUGCUUAGUCGUUCGUUUGACCGGACGAACACACCGGUGCCUGCUGCCUGUGAGCAGUGCUUUCAGCGCUAUUGCUGGAAUGGUACGCUUGUUACCAGCACUCCAGCGGUCUAUGAUCCGUCGGUCAUUUUUCCGUCUGGCUUGUAG
Aspergillus vadensis CBS 113365 is the source of this 1860-nucleotide messenger RNA. Its product is annotated as lysophospholipase phospholipase. NCBI's taxonomy places the organism in Eukaryota, Fungi, Ascomycota, Eurotiomycetes, Eurotiales, Aspergillaceae. Bases 1 to 1860 code for a protein of 619 amino acids. Gene Ontology annotation, biological process: glycerophospholipid catabolic process. The transcript is spliced from 4 exons. Gene Ontology annotation, molecular function: A2-type glycerophospholipase activity. The record is from RefSeq and is a predicted model, not a curated record. Gene Ontology annotation, cellular component: cytosol; intracellular membrane-bounded organelle.